This is a messenger RNA of Dovyalis caffra, 621 nucleotides long. Lineage: Eukaryota; Viridiplantae; Streptophyta; Magnoliopsida; Malpighiales; Salicaceae. The record is from the annotation of a GenBank genome assembly.
AUGUAUAUUCUAUGUGAAAAGUUGCAUAUCGUGUUGCUCUUAGCCUGCAUAAUACAUAGGGCGCUAGAAGCAGUAGCUCUAGUGACCAGGAGACAAGUUCGUGGAAGCUUAUCUGGAGCUUGCAAAUUCCACCAAAAGUUCGUCUUUUCCGAUGGAGAUUUUUACACGAUAAUCGAGCCACCAAGGAAAACUUAUUUAGAAGAAGCACAGAGGACUCUCGGCAAUGCUUUACGUGUGUCUGUCAAGUGGAAACACUUCUUCAUAUCUUAUGGCAUGCACGAAGCUAAUGCUGUAGUUGGGCCAACUUUGGUUCAGUCUCGUGAUCAAGAGACAUCAACAUGGCAAGCACCUCCUCACAAAUGGUUUAAGCUAUAUAUGGAUGCUGCUUUAAGCUCAAGUUGUGGCUUGGGAGUGGUGAUUCGUAAUCAAUUCAGGGAAGUUAUGCUUAGUGCUUGUAAAGGAAUUCAGCCUCAACGAUCUAUUGCUAUGGGAGAGGCUCAGGCUGCAACCUAUGGUCAAAAGAGACAGGAUCUUUCAGAAGACCAUUCCAUAAGUUCAGUAUCUUGGGUUUAUUGUUCCCCCACUCAAGUCACACCCACUAUGGUCUUGGUGACCAAUUAA